GAUUUCAACGACCUCUCUCUCCCCAUCUAUCUCCUCUCCCUCUCCGCCCAUUUCUCCUCUCCACCUGCGAUCCAUCCGCGCCCGCGAGGAGGAGGGAGCCGGACGCCGCCGCGGGGAGAGCAGGGGAGAGAAGGAGAGGAGGAGAUCGCCGUCGCCGUCGCCGUCGCCGUCGCCGAUCUCGAGCGGGAGCGGAGAUGGGGCUCACGUUCACGAAGCUGUUCAGCCGCCUCUUCGCCAAGAAGGAGAUGAGGAUCCUCAUGGUCGGUCUCGAUGCGGCCGGUAAAACCACCAUCCUCUACAAGCUCAAGCUCGGCGAGAUCGUCACCACUAUCCCCACCAUCGGUUUUAAUGUCGAAACUGUUGAGUACAAGAACAUUAGCUUCACCGUUUGGGAUGUUGGUGGUCAGGACAAGAUCAGGCCCCUGUGGAGGCACUAUUUCCAGAACACCCAGGGCCUCAUUUUUGUUGUGGACAGCAAUGACAGAGAGCGUGUUGUUGAGGCCAGGGAUGAGCUCCACCGUAUGCUGAAUGAGGAUGAGCUACGUGAUGCUGUGCUGCUGGUGUUUGCAAACAAACAAGAUCUUCCUAAUGCCAUGAACGCUGCUGAGAUCACCGACAAGCUUGGUCUGCACUCCUUGCGCCAGCGGCACUGGUACAUCCAGAGCACAUGUGCUACCUCUGGUGAGGGGUUGUAUGAGGGGCUUGACUGGCUUUCCAACAACAUUGCCAACAAGGCUUGAAGCAUCUUGGCCGGGCUUAAAUGAAAGGAAGACAUGGCGGAUAUCCCUGAGUGAACGCUGCCUUUUUACGUAUCGAAACUAUAUAGUCAUGACAGAUAAUGAUGUGGAUGUUUUGGGAAGAUAAAGCUCUUUAGGUUCCACCACCAAAGGAGCUAGCUAUCAGAUUGUUUUUCGUGGGGUGUUAAAAAAUCGUGCGUGUUUCAGUUUGGUUUUUAAUCGAAAGGCUUACGGUGCCUGACUUUUGUACCUCUGUACUCGCCACAGAUGUUGUAGUAUUGACUUGUCUUGGGCAUAGCGUAUUGUUACGUAAUCCUGUUCUGUGCAGCCACCCCCAAUA
Molecule: messenger RNA, 1077 nt
Organism: Oryza sativa Japonica Group (Japanese rice)
Lineage: Eukaryota; Viridiplantae; Streptophyta; Magnoliopsida; Poales; Poaceae
Source: RefSeq, a predicted model, not a curated record